AUGGCGGACGAGGGAAAUGCGCGCGGGUCUUUUGACUCGACGACGCCGACGAAGGACGCGAGCUCGUCAGCGAGCUCGGAAUCGCGGUCGACCGCGGAUGCCGUCGACAUCAUGCUUCGGUGCGCCGCCGACGACGCGCGCGCCGCGGGAGCGCGCGAGACGCGACGGGAGACCGACGGACGCGCGAUCUCGGACCCCGGAUUACCUCAUUUACCUUAUUUAACCGACACUCACGCGCGUGGGUCAUUGGUCGGGCCGGAUUCUGGAUUAUGCGCGCCGCGCGCUCACGAGAAUAUCCCGACCUCCCCACUCGGCUCGGUCUGGCUCGCCGCCGGCGACGUCUGCGCGGUCGCCGCCGCGGACGGAAACGUCGAGUUCCUGCGAUUCGCGCGCGCGAACGGAUGCCCGUGGGACGGCAACACGCUCGCGGCGGCGGCGCGCGCGGCGUCCAUCCCCGCGCUUCGAUUCGCGCUCGACGCGCGUUGCCCGCGCACGCGUCUGAACGCGCCGGCGGUGGACGUCUGCGCGGAAGCCGCGUCCGGCGGCGUCCGCGACGGCGCGUCGCUCCGCGCGCUGAGGUACCUCGUCGAGCACCGCCGCGAGCCCAUCGAGACCGAGGACGUCGUCGUGCGCGCGGCGGGCGGCGGCGACCUCGCGACGUUUCGGUACGCGCUCGACGCGACCCUUCGCCGACUCGUCACCGCCGCCGCGCUCGCCGCCGCCGGCGUCGCCGCGGCGGGAAGCGGGAAGACGGAGACCCUGCGCUUUCUCCGCGACGCGCUCGGGGUCGCGUUCGAAGCGGCAUCGUGCGAGGGCGCCGCGCGCGGCGGGCACCUGCACGCGCUGCGGUGGCUCAGAGAGGUCGCGCUCGCGCCGUGGGACGCGCGCGCGACGGACGCCGCGGCGGCGACGGGCGCGGUCGAGACGCUGCGAUACGCCGUCGCCGGCGGGUGCGACGUCUCCGAGGACGCGGCGAAGAGCGCGACACGCGGGGGUCACCUCGACGCGCUGAUGGUCUUGUUCUUCUUCCGCGAGAUCGACCCGCGAAGGUCCGAAACGUCAGGGUACGCGGACUACGCGCGCGUGUGGGAGUUCGACCGCGAAGCCGCGAGCCUGUGCGCCGCCGUCAACGGCCGCGCGGAGGUGUUCGAGUGGGGCACGCGGUCCGGGAACUUCGCGCCGCACCCGCUCGCGGGGGCCGCGGCGGCGCGGUUGGGGCAUCUCGACGUGCUUCGGUUCGUGAAAGAGGACGGCCGCGGGUGGGACGAGCUGCUGUGGGUGGCGGCGGGGGAGCGCGCGAAGGCUUUGGGCGACGUCGGCGUCCUCCUGUGGCUCUCGCGGGAGGGGUGCCCUCGCGGCGCUCAGUAG
Molecule: messenger RNA, 1368 nt
Organism: Micromonas pusilla CCMP1545
Lineage: Eukaryota; Viridiplantae; Chlorophyta; Mamiellophyceae; Mamiellales; Mamiellaceae
Exons: 1
Coding region: 1-1368 (455 amino acids)
Source: RefSeq, a predicted model, not a curated record